AUGGGCCUUGUGCUUUCCAGAGCUGAUAAAUGUCGUAUAGUUCCCUCAACACAGCUGCGGAGGGUUUGGCGGUUGGACAACAGCGCCCCCCCUAAGGAGGUGAAUGGUACUGCUAACCGCUCACAUAAUGACACCACUGGGCCCGCCCAGUGCACCACUGAGGAAGAGCUGCUGGUCCCUGCUCUCCCAGAGAAAGCUGAUAUAGAGAGAGGCUAUGUAACUCCACAGCAGGUUUAUAACCUGCUGAAUGCUGAAGCAGGACAACCAGCCCUCCAUGACCCAUACUAUAUCCUUAUACUGGACUGUCGUAGUGCUGAGAGGUAUAAGCAGAGUCACCUGGUGACAGCUCGAGCAAGUGUGACAGUGAUCCACCCAGAGCUGGGCUGUCUGAUCAGCUGUGUGCAGUUGCAGGAAUUCUCCAUCAUACUGCUCUAUGCUGAGGAAGGCCACAGCCCAGUUGGUAGUGAGGAGGCAAGAGCUGAUUCUCCCACACUGCAGCGUUGCUUCUUCCAGCUCAGUGCUCUGGGCAUGGACCCUGUCAUCCUCCUGGGGGGAUUUUCCGCCUUCCAUGCUCUCUAUCCUUUCCUCUGUACCCCUCGCAUGGUGCUUCUGGAGGCAGAACGCCGGGCACUUACCAUCUAUCCCUCUGAAAUCCUGGAAGGGGCGCUCUACCAGGGCUCUGCCUCCCAAGCACAGGAUUACCGUAUUGUCAAGAACCUCCACAUAACACACGUGGUUAACGCUACUGCUGAGAUCCCCGACGCGUUCCCGAGCGUUCUCCGUUAUCUUCAUCUUCGCCUCAGUGAUGAUGCACAGCAGGACCUGAGCGAGGCUCUACCUGCAGCAGCGAAAUUCAUUGCUUCGGCCUUGCGAGGUUGCCCAGAAUCGCCAGGAGGCAGGGUGCUGGUGCACUGCAGCCUCGGAAGGAGCCGUAGCUCAGUGCUAACGUUAGCUUUCCUGAUGGAGUAUCGUCGCUGGUCGUUGCUUCAUGCGUUCCGUUGGCUCAAAGAGAGGAGGGCAUGUGCAGCUCCUAACGCUGGGUUCUUACGGCAACUGUCAGAUUACGAGGCACAACUGUUUGGUCGCCGGCUCACUUCUUUAGAUGACAUACGGCUUUGA
This is a messenger RNA of Chanos chanos (milkfish), 1119 nucleotides long. RefSeq names its product serine/threonine/tyrosine-interacting-like protein 1. The record is from RefSeq and is a predicted model, not a curated record. Gene Ontology annotation, biological process: protein dephosphorylation; negative regulation of MAPK cascade. The transcript is spliced from 5 exons. Gene Ontology annotation, molecular function: phosphoprotein phosphatase activity. Gene Ontology annotation, cellular component: cytoplasm. Lineage: Eukaryota; Metazoa; Chordata; Actinopteri; Gonorynchiformes; Chanidae. The coding region runs from base 1 to 1119 and encodes 372 amino acids.